CAUGUGUGGCUUCUGUUUAUGUUGGACAUCAAUGUGCUGUGAAUUUUAAAAUCAUUUUGUUGCAUUUUUGAGAUUUUCCAUUGGCCUGAAUUAUAUUUAUAAAUUCAGUAUAGAGGAAGUUGUCUGUCUUUAUAGAAUUGAAUCUUUUAGCCAGCAUGUUACAGUUCUUCAGUCACAUGUGGGUUUUUUUGUUGUUUUUUUUUUUGUUCCCGGGGAUCAAACUCGGCUCCUUGCACUUGUGCAGCAGGCGGCGAAACCACUGAGCUAAAUCCCCAACCAGUCAUACAUUUUUGUCCUUGUUAAGGUAACUGUAUUUUUCUUCUAGUUGGCCCUGUUUAUCCUUCCUAAGUAUUUUAUAGUUCCUGUUGCUUAUUGGGGUUUUCUUUGUUUUUGGUACUGGGGAUUGAACUUGGGACCUUGCGCUUGCAAGGCAGGUGCCGGAACCACUGAGCUAAAUCCCCAGCCCACUUAUUGUUGAUUGUAACUUAUUAUCUUACCUACUAUUUUUAUGUGCAGUUAUUUUUGAAACUCUCCAUUUCUCAGAUCUUGAUUCUAGUAGUGCAAAUGAUUCAUUUUCACUUGUGUUUUCUGUGUAAAUUGUCAUAUUUGCAUGUAACAGCAGUUUUGUCUCCUCUUUCCUUUUGAUACUGGGGAUGGAACUCGGGAUCUUGCCCUUGUGAGACAGGCUGCGGAACCACUGAGCUAAAUCCCUGGCCCUGUCUCCUCGUUUUUAAUGGCUAUGGGCUUUAAUUUUCCCUUGUCUUAUUGCUUGGGCUAGAAGUUCCAGAACAAUGUUAAGUAAGAAUAGUCAUGGUGGAAAACUUUGUCUGUCUUCCAGCCCCUGAUGGGAAUGCCUUUACUAAAGUGUUUACCAGAAUGUGCUCCAGGAACACUAAUUCUCUGGAAUAUUAAUGUGUGUACCUUGAGAGAAGAGUUCCACAGUUAAAUGACUUCCAAACUGCUGAGGUGAAUUAACCGAAGCAUGAAAACCUAAAAAAUAGGAAGAGGAAGAAUGUUCAGACAGACCUUAGGAGAUUGCACUUCAUGUCAGUAGAAAUGGACAGCAGCAGUUUUAUUCAGUUUGAUGUGCCCGAAUACAGCAGCACCGUUCUGAGCCAGCUAAAUGAACUCCGCCUACAAGGGAAACUAUGUGACAUCAUUGUCCACAUUCAGGGUCAGCCAUUCCGAGCCCACAAAGCAGUCCUUGCUGCCAGCUCCCCCUAUUUCCGGGACCAUUCAGCAUUAAGUACCAUGAGUGGCUUGUCGAUAUCAGUGAUAAAAAAUCCCAAUGUGUUUGAACAGUUGCUUUCCUUUUGUUACACUGGAAGAAUGUCCUUGCAGCUGAAGGAUGUCGUCAGUUUUCUGACUGCAGCCAGCUUUCUUCAGAUGCAGUGUGUCAUUGACAAGUGCACGCAGAUCCUAGAGAGUAUCCACUCAAAAAUCAGUGUCGGAGACGUCGACUCUGUCACUGUCGGUGCCGAAGAGAAUCCCGAGAGCCGUAACGGAGUGAAAGAAGGCAGCUUCUUUGCCAACCCUGUUGAGAUCUCCCCUCCAUACUGCCCUCAGGUACGGCAGCCCACCGCAAGCAGUGAUCUCCGGAUGGAGACAACCCCCAGCAAAGCUUUGCGUGGGCGCUUACAGGAGGAGGGGCACUCAGAUCGGGGGAGCAGUGGAAGCGUGUCUGAGUAUGAGAUUCAGAUCGAGGGGGACCAUGAGCAAGGGGACUUGUUGGUGAGGGAGAGCCAGAUCACUGAGGUGAAAGUGAAAAUGGAAAAGUCAGACCGGCCUAGCUGUUCAGACAGCUCCUCCCUGGGUGAUGACGGGUACCACACUGAGAUGGUUGAUGGGGAACAAGUUGUGGCAGUGAAUGUGGGCUCUUAUGGCUCUGUGCUCCAGCAUGCGUAUUCCUAUUCCCAAGCAGCCUCACAGCCAACCAGUGUAUCGGAAGCUUUUGGAAGUUUGAGUAAUUCCAGCCCAUCCAGAUCCAUGCUGAGCUGUUUCCGAGGAGGGCGUGCACGCCAGAAGCGGGCUUUGUCUGUCCAUCUCCACAGUGACCUGCAAGGUGUGGUGCAGGGGUCUGACAGCGAAGCCAUGAUGAACAACCCUGGGUAUGAGAGCAGUCCCCGGGAGAGGAGUGCAAGAGGCCACUGGUACCCAUACAAUGAGAGGUUGAUCUGUAUUUACUGUGGGAAGUCUUUCAACCAGAAAGGAAGUCUCGACAGACACAUGCGACUCCAUAUGGGAAUCACCCCCUUUGUAUGCAAGUUCUGUGGGAAGAAGUACACACGGAAGGACCAACUGGAGUACCACAUCCGGGGCCACACUGAUGAUAAACCAUUCCGCUGUGAGAUCUGUGGGAAAUGCUUUCCAUUCCAAGGUACCCUCAACCAGCACCUCCGGAAAAACCACCCAGGUGUUGCUGAAGUCAGGAGUCGCAUUGAGUCUCCCGAGAGAACAGAUGUGUACAUGGAACAGAAACUAGAAAAUGAUGCAUCAGCCUCAGAGAUGGCCCUCGAUUCCCGGAUGGAAAUCCACACAGUGUCUGAUGCUCCUGAUUAAGAUGGUAAAGAAGGCCACCCAAACAAAGCACAUUAAUCAAUGCAUAUUUGUGAUUUGCUUUGUUGUAAUCUUUGGUUUUCCCAGCCAUCUGGAAAUCUCUUGGUCUCUUGGCAGUUUUUCUGAAGUUUCUGGAUGGAACACUUCAUUGUGUUUAUCCUACCCCUCCGCCCUCUCUCCCCCAAGGAGCUCAAAGCAUGAAGGGCAACGUAUCCAGGGAAAACACAGGCUGACAGUAUUCCUCUUUGGCUGAACUCUGAAUCCCAAAUCUGCCAGUGAUUUAGCUAUGCCAACUGGUUGACCCUAUACUCUUCUGCCAAGAGGCAUGCUCUCUCUCACGGCAGGCACUGGCAUCAGUGCAUGCCCGCAGAGGGAGACUGGGAUGCCGUCAGCUGAUACAAAUGGGUAACCUUUUCUAAUUUAAAGUUACUUUUAGGGGGUAGUUAGACAAUUUAUAUAUAUAUAUAUAAUAAAACAAUUAUUAUAUAUAUAGUAUAUAUACAUUCUCAAAUUUGAGUUUAUUCUGGUUGAGGUGAAUGUAAGAGGAAUAUAUAAUUUAAUACAAUGUGAACAGAGCUUUUAACUCUGUCUUAUCCCUUCCUAAUAUGUUAGUUUUACCUCUUUGUUUCCCUUACAGAAGAAUGUUAGCAGGUUUUCAUAUAUAUUAAUCAUUGUGUCCAAAAGCAAGCAAAGCAAAUCACAGUGUUCAUAGCUCUGCUUCAUAACAAAUACAUAAGCCAAAUGCCAUAAAAUUUCUUUAACUCUAGUUGGAAACCGUUUGGAAUUUUUGUUCGUUGUCUGGCAGGUAAGCUGGACAACCUGUGGUGCUGACCUUUUUACAUAAUGUAGUGUUACAUUAGCCAACCCCAAAGGAGCAGUGGUUUUCAAGGUUUUUACCGGCCUACAGAUCUACCUUCAUUCCGUACUGUAGAAACAUAUAUACCAGGUAACUAAAUCAAAUCACUCUCUACCAUGAGUUAGUACUCGCACUAAAGGAAAGGGAUUUGUAGUUCUGGCUACAAAAUUCUCCAAGCAGUGUUGUGGUUUCUUUUUUUUUUCCCUUUCUUUCUUUCUCUUUCCAAACAGCCAGUUCAGGUGCACAGCAACUUUUUUCUACACGCAGUUCCCAAGGAAACUGCAGAACUUGGAAUUUGUACUUUUGUAAAGCUAUACUCCAUGGGAAUUGCAAGCAAUAUAUCUAUCUUAGUAUUGUGUGUGCUAAUGAGAGCCUCAGUGCUCCCCCACUCUCAGUGUUUCCUGCUUAAAGAAACCAACAGUUAAAAGCCCUCUAAGAUACUCUGUGUGUGUGUGUGUGUGUGUGUGUGUGUCUCACCAUAUUUUUGGUCACGUGGUGCUAUUUUUAUGUUAAGUAUCUUCUAGGUCAGUACAGUUGUAGACAAUGUGAAAUCUAACAGUAAUAGUGAAUUGCAGUUGUUUUCCUCUCUUGAGUUCAUAGCUUGAAAGAGACCUCAAAAGCAUGUGCCAGCAAACACACUCCUGUAUGAAAACUUGCCCUAGUCCUAUUUGAAUAAUGCUUUAUUAGUGCUUUAGGAGAGUCUUCAGUGCACUGUUGGGUUUGCAUAUACGAACAGGCUUUACAGGAUCACUUUGGUACUGUAGGCUCUGGCAGUUCUGGAAACAGUUGGAGCGCCUGUUGCAGGCCGCCUAUGGAUGUCAGUGCUCCAGGCUCUGCUGAGAACAGGAGCUCUGAGACCCACAUCCAGCACAUCUCCAUGAGAGAACAGUGCAGCCACUUGAAAGAAAGAAGUGAAAGGCCAGGCUUAGACACUAGGAGUUAGAAAUACAGAAAUAGGCAUUUGCUGGUUUUCCAUGCUUUUUUGGCUCUUACGUUACCAAGAAUGGUUGGUUUGGAAGAUAUUUUUGUGUUGUUUUUUGUUUUUUUGAGAAAAAAAGAAUCAUUCAAGCCCUUCAUGUGUAACAGCCCCAGUGGUGGCUGUACAGUAGCACCUCUUUAGCACACAGGAUCUGUUCACGUGUGAACUGCUGUGCUACACAUCAGUGUUAAUUCCACAUAGAUUACACUCUAAUCCUGCUGCUCCUGAGGAGCAGCUCUUGUUAAAUCGGGUAUAUAUUAUGCCUUUUCCUCCUCAAACUGCCUAAGUGGGGGUUUGUUCUCUCCCUGAAGCACUUGUUCAACUCCUGAUAAACCCGCGUGCCUCAAGGGGAGGCUGGACCCCAAGUGUUUACCCACUUAAAUAUGUUCUGGGCUUUCAGGUAAAUGUUUGUGAUUUUUUUUUUCCCUUACACAAAUAAGUUUGAUUUUUUAAAAAAAGAAUUAAUUGCAAAAAAUUUGUGUUGUGAUACAAAUGAAGUCUGUGACAAGAAAGGUCCAAACCAAAGGACAUGAGAGGUCAAGCUCAGGGAAGGAACGUCCUUUUCACUCGGGCUUGGGGCCUUCUGUGAGGCCAUGAGAGCUUCCCGCGCUGUGUGCAGCAAGCGAGGAGGGAAGAGCACUUGAGUCAAGCACCUCCACUGUCCUGGUUCUUGUCACUGUGUCCGUCUGAAUCUUAGUUCUUGUAUUUGUAAACUUGUUUAUCUGGUUUGAGUUUACCAAAGAGUGACUUAUCCAAAAUUGUCGUUGACAAAAAUAUACAUUGCUUUGAUUGUACAGUUCAGGUUCAAACAUUGUAAUGGGACUGUUAAGGGGCAGAAAAUUGAUUGAGUUUCUCUCUAGUAAUCAUGAUUCCGCAUCUUGCAAGUUCCACUUGCUCCCAUUCGUGUUGCUAACACUUUACCCUUUCCACUGCUAGCAGUGUUAAGAAUGAAUUCUCAAGCCAUAACACAGUACUGUAAGUUCCGCAGGGCUUCGAGGGAGGCAGUGUGUAGGCCAGCACAGAGCUGUGUGGCGUCUCAAAGCGUUGGCACUGUCACGCCUCCAGGGGGCGUGACUGGUGAGGUCACUCCAUUCAGAUGGGCAGCAGCAGUUUAUUGUGCCUUGCCAUAUCAGGAUGUGCCAGGAGGAUUUACCUGACUGCAGAACAGAAACAUUCCCUCCCUGAAGUUCACGUCACGUCUUUGCAGACAAAGUACGCUGUGUAACUCCUUAGAGCAACUCUUUUUGGAAAGCAAAGUCCCUAUUUCUGUACAGUUUUAGGUUAGGUGUUUCAUUUAUAACAAAUGCAGAAAUCAGUUAAGAUAAAGUGAUAUGUGAAGAAAACCUUUACAGUAAAAUAUAUCCUGAAUUCAUACAGGCUUGUUCAUAAUUGAGUCUCUUCUUGAGCUACCUUUUCGAUAGUAGACAAUGUGAAGACAGUGACAGCGUCCUUUUCUAUCCAUGUUUAACCUGUUAUUACAAACUGUGAAGACAAUUUUAUACUUUUACUAAUGUUUGUGGUUCCAAACAAUUAUUUUCAUUCUAAUCAGUUCUCUGCCCUCUCAUUUCUACUAAAGCUGUACAUACCUUUAGAAAUUAUAUUUGUAAAUACAGUAUAUGAAGACAAGUUAAUUUUUUGGUCAGUGGAAAGCCUCCCAACCAAUUGGCUCUGCCUUGGCAGUUGUUUUGUUUUUGUUUUGUUUUUGUUUUCUUUUUUAAACAGCAGAAAGGAUACUGUCAGUUCACUGUUAAGCAGAAUAUACUGUAGAACUAAAAUGAUAAUUUUUAAAUCUUCCAGAGCAUAAGUAUAUGUCUCUUCUAAUGAUAGCAAUUAUAACCAACUCUGUUUUUCCCUUAGCCCAGACCAUAGGCCUGCGUACUUUUAUGUGUGGUUUUAUUUUUAAUUUUGUUUUUACGGCCUAGACUCUAGGAAGAAUCUGCAGGAACACAACAAGGGCUAGGGAAAUCAUCUAUGUGAAUGAGCUUUACUUUAAAGAGAUCAAUUUUUUAAAACAACUUUUCUAUUUGUUACUGUGAUUUUUGUUGUUGUUGUUGUCAUUGUCGUUGUUAUUGUUAAAUUCUAUAAUGGUUUCCUGUGAAGCCUCCACUGAAAGGGACUCAAAUAUGCAACACCUAAACUAUUUUCCAAGGGCGCAUGCCCCUUGAAUGGUGCUUCUAGACUGGUCAGGGUUAUUUAUUAAAUUUUAUAUAUGAAAGUAUUGGGGAAUUAUGUAAAUUCUUUAUAUGAAACUAUCUAGUUCAUAAAUCAUAGAUUUCAUAUUACUCAGUGCAACUGAACUGAAGGUUCAGAAAAGUCAUUCACAUUGUUCCACAUUUGUAACGGUGUCACACGUCACGUCUUUUUCAGUAAGUACCAGAGUGUUCCCACUGUUUCUGCCCAGUGCUUGACUUCUUGGCCCAGAAGAGAACCUGUUUUCUCCAGUUCUCUCCCUGGGUCUGGCACCAACGGGGCUAUUGUUCUUGAUCAAGUCCUGCAGUCGGCCUUGCUUGGUGCUCCCUGGAGCAGAUUCAGUAAACAGACCUCUUGCUGCCCCUCUGACAAGUAUGCUGUGAAUUCAACCUUUGGACUUGCGGCCCAAGCCUCUGGCUGCUGCCCUGACUAGAGUAAGAGGUAAACUUACCUGGUUUGUUUGAGAAUGACCAUUUUCCUAAUGUGAAAACCAUCUCUCUCACCACUUUUAUUAGUAGGGCUAAUGUUGUUUUCCGUUAUAAAUGGUUGAGCAAUUUGAAUGACUUAACACAGUGUCAUUAUCUUGCAAUAUAAACUGGUAACCUCACAACUCCACACUUCAUCACCAUAUGAAGUAAAUGAAGCUAGCUAAGCGGAUGCUGUAUCAACUAGUAACUUGCCAUAAGGAUUAUUUUAUAGCAUGGAUUUAAGACUAUUUAUUCAAAUGAUAUUUUACUCUCGUAUUCAUUUUGUUUUAGAUUUGUGACAUGAAUAUUUCAGUGCUGCUUAAUUUUGUUCUGAAUUCUUGUUUCUUGCUUGUAAAUGGCUUUUUUAUGGUAUAAAGUCAAUGGAAAUUGCUGUUUGUAAAUAAAAAUGCUGCUAGAGCAA
Heterocephalus glaber (naked mole-rat) is the source of this 7469-nucleotide messenger RNA. Lineage: Eukaryota; Metazoa; Chordata; Mammalia; Rodentia; Bathyergidae. The record is from RefSeq and is a predicted model, not a curated record.